Molecule: messenger RNA, 1399 nt
Organism: Frankliniella occidentalis (western flower thrips)
Lineage: Eukaryota; Metazoa; Arthropoda; Insecta; Thysanoptera; Thripidae
Exons: 2
Coding region: 328-879 (183 amino acids)
Source: RefSeq, a predicted model, not a curated record
CUGUUUCAGCAACGUGGUCAGCAGCCGCCGCCAUGCAACGGGGCGAAGGUGAACGACCCCAGCUCCGAGCGGCGUCAGGGCGGGCGUGUGAGGAAAGCGAGAGUGGGCGAAGGGAAGGGGAGCAAGCCGCACGGCGAGGUGGUGCUCUCUUUUGUUCCUGGUCCAAGGGCUGGCAUCGUCCUCCCCCUCCCCUCCACGCUGGCCGAGAGGCGGCCCGCCGGAGCCUGCGCGCCGGACUUUGCCCUGCAAGUGGCCGAGGCCGAGGACAUCCCGGGUCCGCGUCCGCGUCAGUCUCCCGCCCGCUCACGUGGUGCUCGGCUGCUCGACAUGGCUCCCCAGCUGCCCCAGCAGGGCGGGCCGCCGCCGCCCCCGCAGCACGGCAGCAGAGGCCGCCCCGCCCGCACGCACCCCGAGGAGGCCAAGACUCAGCUGGCCGCGCGCCGACCCAGGGCCGGCGAGACCCUCGCCGAGCUCGCCCAGGACCUGCUCCGGCUCACGAAGAUGGCGUACCCGCGGAUGGACAGCGCGUCGCAGGACGAGCUGGCGCGCGACCGGCUGCUCGUCGAGGUAGAGGACCCCGUCGCGAGGAAGCGCGCGCGGCUGGCGCAGCCCCCGAGCCUGGCCACGGCGCUGCGCGAGCUCACGGGGCACGACCCCGCCAACGCCACCACGCCCUCGGACACCACCAUCACCACCACGACGUCGCCGCCAGGCGAUGGGCGCUGCGGCUGCGGCGGGGAGGACGACGCGCACGGCCUCGCCGUCGCCGUCAAGGAGAACACGGAGGCCGUGCGCCAGCUCGUGGAGAAGAUGGCCAAGAGGGAGGAGCAGGAGGAGAAAGGUUGGGGUCUGGGCUGGGGCUGGCGCCUGUUCUGGUGAAUCACGGCUACUUAAAUGUAAGGACUCUCUUGAGCCGUGACAGGCAACAUGCUCCAAUAAUUGUCACGACCUGGUCACAACAAUGUAAGCAGUAGGACUUUGGCGGCUGAUAGUGGCGCAGCGCCACGCCGGCCGCGUGCACAGCGAGUGAGAGGCGCUCCGGUAAAUAUAGCGGCCGAAAGGAGUGUAUACGUGUUAUUGCACCGGCGGCUAUCACGGGCGAAGAGUUUGCCGGUGAGUUUACUCGACUCUGCUGCUAUCUAAAGCGCAGCAGCGGUGCUGCCGGGAGAGCGAGCCGCCCACGCGGCCCCCGAGUGGAGCGGUGCGCGCGGGGCGCGGGCGGACGGCCCGAUCAGCGGAUCGGAUCGUGACGGGCUCAAGCGGACGGCGUGACAACAGCCCGUGCUACUACUAGAGCGGUGUAUUUAGCGAGAGUGUGUUGCUCACCGUGAUUCGUAUUGCAGUAAAUGUAUAGAGCGGAGUGGAAGAACCCAAUAAACUAGUUCUGAUGCGUUAUAAA